AUGCCGUCGCGCCCGUUGACUCCGCCCAAGCGGGACAAGGUCAACAUCAAGCUCAUGGUCCUCGGCGAUCUACGAGUGGGCAAGACGAGCCUGAUCCAGCGGUUCCUGCGGGGCAGCGCGUUCACGAUGCCCAAGUAUAAGCCCACCUACGCCGCCGACUUCGUGCACAAGAACGUCGUCCUGCGCGACAAGCCCCGCACGCUCCAGAUAUGGGACACGUCGGGCAACGAGCGGCAGCGGGCGCCCGACCGCGCGUUCUUCAAGGGCGUGGACGCGCUCGUGCUGGUGUUCGACCAACGACGUGCGUCGACGUUCGCGCCGGCGCUGGACCGACACCUCGACGACUUCCUGGCGCACGCGGCGUGCCCCGACCCCCGCCUCCUGCCCGUGGUCGUCAUCGGCAACCGCGCCGGCGAAAAGAACGAAAGCGAAGCCACCUCCGGUACGACUGGGAAACAGAGCGAAAGCGAAAGCGAAGGCGGCGAGCGCGAGGUGCGGCGGAGCGAGGUCGAGGCCUGGUGCCGGGGCCGGGUCGAGGGCAACCGCCUCUUCGCCUACUUCGAGGCCAGCGCCAAGGAGGGAGCCCACGUCGACGACGCCUUCCUCCACGCCGCCAACGCCGUGCUCGACGUCCACCACGGCGCCGUCCACUAA
Molecule: messenger RNA, 654 nt
Organism: Acanthamoeba castellanii str. Neff
Lineage: Eukaryota; Discosea; Longamoebia; Acanthamoebidae
Product: Ras family protein
Exons: 3
Coding region: 1-654 (217 amino acids)
Molecular function (GO): GTPase activity; GTP binding
Source: RefSeq, a predicted model, not a curated record